UGGCCGAGUGUUGCUGCUAGAGGCGUGGUGGUGGACGCAUUCUGUUAAGCGCCCCACGUGAAAUCCCACCUACGCUGUGACGUCAUAAAGGCGGGCCGCGCUCAGCGUGACUGAUUGCGUCACAGACGUGCAGGUAGACGCGGGCGGCAGACGACUACCGAGGCUGCGCACACGUAGAACGUUCGGCCGACGAUCUCCCCGCGCUGCUGUACACCGAUCUCUGUGAGCGGUCGUCGUUAAGACCCAUCAAAGUACUUUCUAUAGAAUCGCUCUACCUGUGUUAAGUCGCGGACGUGACUCGACACCCGUCACUCGUGAAGCGACGUCGCUACGACGCAGUAGCGCUCGUGUGUGUUGCACGAUCGCUCAGUUUUCUUACCGCCGCGAAUGUCUAACGGACCUGCUGAUAGAGCGUAGGUGACAUCAACGGAAACAUGGAUGAUGAUAUUAUAGAGACCGAAUCCAUCGCCUCGGUGUCGAGUGAGGAGAGCCGUACGAGUAGCAUCAGGUCGCGCACGCACUCGUCGCCGCAGCUCGAUGCGUUCUCCGUCGCCCUGCCGCCACCGUCCGUCGCCGACGACGACGACGACGACCAUGUCGACGACGGCACAACGCGACGCCAGCGCCAGCUGUCGGGCGCCCACUCGUCUAUAUACGACACGCGUCCGCCUCCCGAACGACCUCCAAACCCUCCGACGAGACGCAAGGGGACAGCACCGAAGCCACCGGCCCCUCUGCCUCCGGAGCGCAGAGACCUGCCACUAGGCUCCAUCCUAAAGGGACCGGCGCCGAAACCUCCUAGCUCUAUGGCUCCCGAGCCACCAGCGAGGAAUACCAGCCCACAAGACGAAGACCUCGAGCACAUGGGUCUAUCCAAGGCCGAGUCGCUGGAGAGCCUUAUCGAGGACAGCCAGCACGACUCAGGGAUGAGUUUGCAGGAUGAGGCGUACAUGGACGAAGACACGGGCAGCACGAACCUGAAGAGGUACAGCAGUAUCUACAGUCUCGUGCGCCCAUGGGACGUAUUUCGGGUGGUUCCUCACGAGAAAGAAAAGACAAAGGACGGAAGAUGCGUCGAGUUUAUGAAACAGACUGCGAAGCUAGGAUCCUAUAUAUUCGGAUUCAUAAUGAUACUAGGCUUUUCAGUUUUAACUAAACUCUGUAUGCUGAUGAUGACGUCAAACGCUAGGCUCCCUGAUCAGCCAGCGAAGAUGUGCGUUCCAACGUUCAACGCUCAGAAGGUUGAGGAAUUUACGCUUCCAUUGCGCUAUACCGUCAGGUGGAUAUGGUGUAUCCUGCUUACGUUAUGGGUGCCAGAGAUAUUUAUGUUCCUGCGUUCCGUACGACUGAUGACCUUCAAAAAGUCGUUACCAAGACCGAAGUUCAAAUACAUAAUAUUGUCGCUGUUUAUCGAGAGCAUUCACACCGUCGGCCAGAGCCUCUUCGUCUUCAAGGUCCUGCCAGCAGUCGACGCCGUACAGGGCGCCAUGCUCACCAGCACCGUCUUCCUGAUUCCGGCGAUUCUCACAUGCUUCUCACGGCCGACCGACGACAAGAACCGCUGGUUGAAGAUCGCUGUCGACGUCGUAGCGAUCGCAGCGCAGUCGUCGCCCUUCUGGAUCCUACCGAUCAUCCACAAGACUCAGGGUGAAACAAACUGGACGAUACCAGUAUCGCUGACGAUGAUGUCGAUCAAGUACUGGGAGAACUACGCAGAUCGCUACGCAAUGUUCGGCAUCUUCGCCAGAAUCGGCAAGGUGAAGGACGAGAUGAAAAGGACGCGUGCAAAGACAUACCUCUGGGUCAGCGUCUGGAAAAUAGUUCUGCUGUUCCUCAUGAUGAUCGCCUUCUACCAUAAGUCGAUCGGCAUGGAUAUGCUGAUGGACAUCCAGGCCGCCUUCCUGCCGCAGGAGAUUACGCUGUCGUCUACCACCGCCGACCACAACUUAACCGAGUUCCUGUCGACCAUCGUAGAAGCCGGACCCGCUGACAACGCCACGCUGGCGCCCAAUAUCCUACAGGUGUUAAAGGAUCUCCAGCAAAAGCAACUGAUGACGAACUCGGGCGACGCUGCCAUCACGCUGGCGAUCGCCGUCGUGUCGGGGCUGCUGCUGUGGCAGGUCAGCCUUUUCGUCUGCAAGGUGAUGAUUCAGGGCUUCAGCUUCGCGUUUCCGAUCAACCUCGCCUCGCCGCUGUGCGUCUCCGUGCUGAUCGCCUUCAUCCAGCUGCGCGGCAACGACGCCUGCUUCAUCUCCGACCAGCUGCCCGCCUACCUCUACUGGGACGCGUUCACGACAGACGUCGACACCUUCCUGCAGAAGUACGGCUGGAUCUGGCUGAUCUGGGUGCUGUCACAGGCGUGGAUCACGUCGCAUAUCUGGUUCCCGAAGUGCGAGCGUCUCGCCAAGACGGAGCGCCUCUUCGCACUCGCUUACUUCGACCCGACGGCCAUCGAGCAGUCGCUGUCGGCGAACCGACGCAAGGACAGAAAGCGAUUGGUCAAACGAAAAGAUGGCAUGAUCGAGGAAGACAUUUACGCUGUUCCCGGAGAUUUGGAAUCGAACAUAUACGCGAGCAUUGACAGUCUGGACAGCGUCGACGAGAUUCAGAGGAAGAAGACGCUGGAACAGAAGCACGACGAGCGAGACAAACACACUCACAUCUACGUGUGCGCCACCAUGUGGCACGAAACCGUCAAGGAGAUGACAGCCGUACUAAAGUCCAUCUUUAGACUAGAUGAAGAUCAGAGCGCCAGACGCAAGGCAGAGCGCUUCCUUAAAGUAGCUGAUCCUGAUUACUAUGAAUUCGAAGCUCAUCUCUGGUUUGAUGACGCGAUGGAACUGGAAGGUAUCUCUGACGACGAAGCGACGAUCAACACGUUCGUCAAGCAACUGCUGAGUGUGAUGGAUUUCGCUGCCAGUGCCGUCCACCGCACCCCGAUGCGCCUCCGCCCGCCCAAGAAGUUGCCGACACCGUACGGGGGCCGACUAGUGUGGACACUCCCCGGCAAAAACAUGCUGACGGUGCACCUGAAGGAUAAGCAGAAGAUCCGACACAAGAAGCGAUGGAGUCAGGUGAGCUACAUGUACUACCUGCUCGGGCACAAGCUGUGGGAGAAGAUCGAGGACAUUCCGAAGAAGCAGAUGAUCGCCGAGAACACGUACAUCCUGACGCUGGACGGCGACGUCGACUUCCAGCCGACGGCCGUGCAUCUGCUCGUCGACAUGAUGAAGAAGAACAGAAAGGUCGGAUCGGCGUGCGGACGCAUCCAUCCCAUCGGCACAGGUCCUAUGGCGUGGUACCAGCAGUUCGAAUACGCUAUCGGCCAUUGGUUCCAGAAGGCAACCGAGCACAUGUUGGGCUGUGUACUCUGCUCCCCAGGCUGCUUCUCUCUCUUCCGGGCUUCAGCUUUCAUGGAUGAUAACGUCAUGAGAAAGUACGCGACCGUCUCCCAAGAAGCUCGACAUUACGUGCAGUACGAUCAGGGUGAGGAUCGUUGGCUGAGUACGCUGCUGCUACAGCAAGGCUAUCGUAUAGAAUACUGCGCUGCCUCCGACGCCUUAACGCACUGCCCCGAAGGCUUCUUUGAAUUCUACAACCAGCGGCGUCGCUGGGUACCAUCGACCUUGGCCAACAUCUUCGACCUCUUGGGUUCAUCCCACAGGACAGUUAAGAUCAACGACAGCAUAUCUCUCGGGUACAUGAUCUACCAAUGGGCGUUGCUACUCUGUGCUAUCAUCGGUCCAGGAACCAUAUUCCUUAUGAUCACGGGAGCCAUGAACCUUGUGUUCCACAUAAACAUGUGGACAUCAUUCUGCAUCAACAUGUUACCAGUGGCGCUGUUUGUCAUAGUGUGCAUGACUACACAAACUAACACACAGUUGAAGUUUGCGGCGCUGCUCAGCUCUGGCUACGCGCUGCUGAUGAUGGCUGUGACAGUCGGUAUAGCCCUGCAGAUGAACGAGGACGGUCUGACGUCACCCAGCAGUUUGUUCAUGUUCACCAUCACAUCGUUCUUCUUUCUCGCCGCCGUUAUGCAUCCGCAGGAGUUCUGGAAUAUUGGCUACGGCCUGCUGUACCUCGUCUCCAUCCCGGCAAUGUAUCUGCUGCUCAUCAUCUACUCGAUCGUCAACCUCAACAACGUGUCAUGGGGAACGCGAGAAGGAGCCGUAGCGUCGAAUCCGCAGAAAAAGAAGAAGAAAGAAGAAGGCGGCCAGUCUGGCGCCGCAAGCAAACUCAAGGACAUCCUGAAGAAGUUCAAGGCGAAGCACGAGCAGCAGGAGAACUACGACGCUGGCUUUAAUCUCGGAUUCGGAACGGCCUGCAGGUGUAUGUUCUGUCUGACGCCGGUCGUGCCGGAUGAAGACGACGCAGAGGUCAUGCGCGUCAUUGACGACAUCGAUAAGAUUGAAAGCAAAAUCGACGAUUUCCAGAAGAAGCUUGAAAAUGAGCAGAAAGCUCGAGAAGCAAAGAGCACAAUGACUCCGUACCAGAAAGUUCGUAAUUCCCUUUACGGGCACAACUACGAGUACGUAGGGCCCGACGGACUGAAAGUCUCGGGAUUUGACCCGGGGUGGGAUAUGCGCGACGAGUUGAGGAACCCCUACUGGCUGGCCGACCGCAGCAUCAAGAACUGUCCGCUGGAGUAUCUCGACGAGGACGAGGUUUCCUUCUGGAUCGAGCUGAUCGACACCUAUCUGUAUCCGCUGGAGGAGGUCGCCGAGGACAAGCGGCGCGUCGAGCGGCAGCUGCGAGAGCUGCGCGACCUGUCCGUGCUCGCCUUCUUCAUGAUCAACUCCAUGUACGUGCUCAUCGUCUUCCUGCUACAGCUGAAGAAGAGCAUCCUGUACGUCGAGUGGCCGUGGGGCAGCGGCGGCGAGGUUCUCAAGCUGGAGCCGAUCGCCAUCGCCUUCCUCGUCGUAUUCAUCAUCAUUCUCGUCAUUCAGUUCUUUGGCAUGAUCUUCCAUCGCUUCAGCACGAUCGAGUUGAUACUCGCCAUCACCGAGCUGUUCUGUUUCAAGCCGAAGAGGAAGCGAGUCGGCGACCAGCAGUUGACGGCCGAGCAAGCGGUGGAGCUGGUCAGGGAUCUGCAGAGACUGGAAGGCAUCAACGAACCGGACGACGCUUCGGCGAUUUCCGAAGAGGCGCGACCGCACCCGAACAUCAUCGAGCAUCUGCAGUCGAAGAAUCAGCGACAGGACAUCAAGACGCUGGACGCUGCCUUCGCCAAACGAUUCCUGUUGCUCUCCGAAGAGUUGGACCGCCAGGAUGAGCCGCUCUACUCCGAUGCGACGUAUUCGGCACCGCCGACGCCUGUCAUCGGAGGCCGCCGCCUACACGACCAGGGCGAGGCUCUGACGGUGCUGCGACGCAAGCACGACGACUUCUUCACGGACAAGACGCUAGAGGAGCUGCGCAGCGAGACGGUGCGCAUCGGCGGCGCGUCGAAGGAUCGGCACAAGCGAAGACGCGCCGACUUCUUCUUCGAGGAUCUGGCGUUCGACGGCGUCGGCGACGGAGACGCGGCGACGGCGACGGCGGCGGCUAACCAGCCGACGCGCAGCUCUGCACCGAGUCAGCCGAAGUACGAGGCGCCGUUCUACGAACCGUACGGAGAGUCUGACGUGCUACCGCGCAGACGCGCCUUCAAGGACGGCUAUUUCAAUGGCGGCGCAUCCGGGCGAUCGGCACAACAUGGCCGCCACAGAGCGCGCAAGACGAAGUUCGAAGACGAGCCACCGUAUGAUCACAUCCCAGCGCGCAUGCGCGAGAGCGCGCAAGACGACGUCGAUGAAGGUCAGGACAAUGAGGAUUAUGAAGAGGACCAAGCCGACGACGUCCCCACGCAUAGUCGAGAGGAAGGGCAUGAUGAAAAGUUUUUCUAAAACUGUGAUCCACUAAUGUUUAUAUUGUUGUGUACUAUUAUUAUUUUUAUUUUUAUUAUUACAAGUUUGUGCUCCCUAUAGGGAUGAAUGCAUUUUAGCUGGUAUAUAUAAUAUUCAUUCCUAAAAUGAGUGGUCGAUGACAAUGACAUUCGAGCAGCAUAGUACAAAUCGUAGUAAUACAAAAAAUAGUAAUACAGUCAGCUACAAUAAUAUUGCAAAAACUAUACGCUGUGUAGUAAUUGGCAGCUUACCUCUGCAAUUAUUUAUUUAAUAGCGGAAUCAUAGUAGCAUUUUCGUGUAUUUGAGCCUUCAGAAUUGACUGGCUCUUAAUAAGCAUAGAUGGCAAAGACCAUACUGAUAAGCAAUUGACACAGAUAUACUACGUAUUAUGUUGUGCACGAACAUCAUUUAUACAUCAGCGCAUACAAAGCUGUUAAAAUCAAAAUACUGUGCGAACAUCAACACAUAUAUAUGUGUUCAUGAAAUGUCGUCUUAGGUGUUAGAGCAAUUAUUGAACAAAUGAAUACACAGAUCAUUUACCUCAUGUGCGAAGCUGCGCGUGUUUUGAUCUGUCAGUAGGCCCUACGUACCUUCUGGGCAAGCAGGGAAAUCAUGACAUUAUCCAUUAAUUUGGUCAGGUAGCUACCAAUUCUGUUGACAGACGAUUCUUCUCUAGUUUUCAAUGAACAUGGAAAAUGGAAUUUAUUGUUAAUCCGGCUGCACUUAAUUCCCGAUAUUAUUGAACAAUUGCUCGCCCGGCUCUGACAUUUGAGAAUUAACAGUCACCAUAAGGGGCUUUAUUACGAUAUUGUAUUGAUUAAUAAUAAAAUAUAAUGUAUAUGAGUAACUUCGGAAAGUGGCAUUAUUGUCGAAUUACUGUAUCGUAUGUAAACAAGUGAAUUUUAUAGAAUGUGUUUAAUAUAAAAUAAAAAUAUUUACCCCUAUACAUGCCGUA
Messenger RNA from Priapulus caudatus, 6840 nucleotides. RefSeq lists its product as uncharacterized. The transcript is spliced from 20 exons. The record is from RefSeq and is a predicted model, not a curated record. Gene Ontology annotation, molecular function: chitin synthase activity. Gene Ontology annotation, cellular component: cell septum; cell periphery. Lineage: Eukaryota; Metazoa; Priapulida; Priapulimorpha; Priapulimorphida; Priapulidae. Bases 435 to 5885 code for a protein of 1816 amino acids.